GGACAAAAUUGGCAAAAUUUCUCAUCUCUCCUGGCGUUUUCUCUCUUCGACAACCACAAGCAAUUCUUCCAAUUGUAAUUCGUAGAACGUCUCAUCGCCGGCGAUCAAACCAAAUGCAGCAAGCUGGAGAUUUCAACGCCCCUCCUUACUAUCACCACCCCAACGACCCCCACCACCACCAUCAACCACCUCCAAUUCAAUAUUACACCGGUCCUGACCCCCCUCAUUCAUCUCCUUCCCCACCAUCCUACGCUUCUGCGCCUCCCUACGCCGCCACAAACUCCUAUUUAUCUCACACUUCCGCCGCCACCGCCGCCGAUUACUCUUCAUCAUAUUCCCAAAAUUACCCUCCUUUUCCACACACUUCCGAUCCUCUCCCUCCCACUGUUCCUCCUCCUCAACCUCACUACGCUCCUCCGCCACCUCAUACUCCGCCGGCGCCACCUGUUAUGCCUGAUUCUCAUGGGCAUUACCCUCCUCCGCCGGCCCAAUUGCAUUUUCCCCCAACGACGCCGUAUUAUCCACCGUAUGAACCCCAACAAUCAGCUCCCCAGAAUUACCCCCCUCCUCCACCUCCACCGACUUACCCUAACCCUAAUUUAAACUCCAACCCUAGUUAUUAUGAGAAAUCUUAUGAUAAUAGCUCGAAAUUCGAUUACGGACCGGGGUAUUUUGACGAGAAUUUAGGGGGAUAUGGGAGUUCCGGGUGUCGAAGGUCCAAUUCGGGAGGUGGCUAUGAUUACAAGGAUGAUGGGGCGUAUGCUUAUGAGGGGAAAUCGGAACCCUAUGGUGCCCGUGGGACAGCGUCGAAGUCGUCCAAUUGGUCUGGGUUAUUUGAUGAUUAUGGGAGGGCGAUCAGCUUUCCUUCUGGUUCCUCAAAGAAGGAGAAGGAAAAGGAAAAGCCUAGCUCUUUGAAGGUUGUGAGGGCAGUGCCCAAGGCAGAGUCGAAUACCGAUGCUAAGAGUGGAGUUCAGAAGUUUAGGGUCAAGCUGUUGCCUGAAAGUGGUGGCCAGAGUAUCAUGGAUGUUCUCUGUAUGGUUGGUUUGGACGGGAUACGCAUGCUUGAUCCUAAUACCAGUCGUACAUUGAGGAUAUACCCACUUGAGAAUGUGACACGAUGUGAUAAAUAUGACUCAUCUACAUUUGCGUUCUGGUCGAAGACUCCUGUUGAUGUGGAGCCUAGACGUAUUAGACUGCAAUCAAAUAGCUAUACUACAAAUACAAUUCUGGACACAGUGACAGCUGCUACCGUGCAGUUCAAGGAGAUGGGUGGGAGGAUCAGGUCUUCUGAGCCACCCAAAGCCAUGGAUCAGUCUGCAGAGAAGAAGAAAGGUUUUGCUGACUGGAUGAACAAGCUAAAACCUGUCAAUGAAGAGAAAGAUCAUUGGGUACCCGAUGAAGCUGUAUCCAAGUGUACAGGAUGUGGAGGAGAUUUUAGUGCCUUCAAUCGUAGGCAUCACUGCCGAAACUGUGGAGAUGUAUUCUGUGACAAAUGUACUCAGGGUAGAACUCCCCUCACUUUGGAAGACAGUGCUCAAGCAGUUCGUGUGUGUGAUCGAUGCAUGGCACAUGUAUCUCAAAGGCUUAGUAUGGCGAAGGAAGCAUCUACCAGACCAAUCUCUUUGCAGAGUCACGAAGAUCUUGCCAAGAAGCUUCAGGAAGAAAUGGAAAAGAACCUGAGAAUUUCAUCAGGUUCAAAGAUAGAAGGUUCUGGUGGUAAGCGGAUGAGAGAAGUUGCAUGUCCUACAUGCACCGUCCAUUUGCAGGUCCAAGUACCAUCUUCUGGUUCAGAAACCAUUGAGUGCGGUGUGUGUCAGCAUCCAUUCCUCGUGAGUGCUCAUUGAUGUCGCAUCGCCUCCUCUUGUCGUAUCAAGUUUUAUAUUUUGUUCAGUUACAUUCAUUGGCUAAGUGUUUAAUAAUUAACGGAUAGCUGGUAGUGUGAUAUCCUCUUCUUUUCUACUCCUCCCCAAGUUCUGGGUCAAGUUCUCUUACUGGGUUUGUAUAUGAGUUUCUGUUGCCCUUUUUUUUGUCUCAGGAAAAGAUCACCAAGGUGUUUUGUCAAAAUCGAGAUUUUCAUGUUUGUGUAUACAAUUCUGUGUUUGUCCUGUAAGUAGGUUCAAGGAUGGAAAGUUGUGUUUUAUCGGGUUUCUCGGCUGGUUGUUGUUGUGUUUGA
Molecule: messenger RNA, 2173 nt
Organism: Spinacia oleracea (spinach)
Lineage: Eukaryota; Viridiplantae; Streptophyta; Magnoliopsida; Caryophyllales; Amaranthaceae
Product: protein FREE1
Exons: 10
Coding region: 114-1844 (576 amino acids)
Biological process (GO): intralumenal vesicle formation; multivesicular body assembly
Cellular component (GO): ESCRT I complex; late endosome membrane
Molecular function (GO): ubiquitin binding; metal ion binding
Source: RefSeq, a predicted model, not a curated record